Messenger RNA from Jaminaea rosea, 1815 nucleotides. RefSeq names its product carbon-nitrogen hydrolase. The transcript has 2 exons. Gene Ontology annotation, molecular function: hydrolase activity, acting on carbon-nitrogen (but not peptide) bonds, in linear amides. NCBI's taxonomy places the organism in Eukaryota, Fungi, Basidiomycota, Exobasidiomycetes, Microstromatales. The coding region runs from base 117 to 1370 and encodes 417 amino acids. The record is from RefSeq and is a predicted model, not a curated record.
CGACCCGACGCACAAAUGAGCUCCAAGGCGAAAGGCUCGGAGCAUUUCCCCGCUCUCCUUCCUUUCCUUCCUUCUCAACGAUAGCAGCAUAAAUACAGCAUAGCGACGCUCCCACUAUGUCGUCCACCUCUGACCAGCUCGAGGCAGUCACCAUGCGUACACAAGGUCGUUUCGUUCACCCUUCCCUUCCCACGCACCUUCACAUCGCCGUAGCCCAGCUCCUUCCCGUUUCCCCUUCCUCCUCCAGCUCAUCCCCAGACGCAGGCCUCGACAAGCUGCGCACCUACAUAGCUCACGCAGCCAAGCUUGGAGCGGAUCUGGUCGUUUUCCCGGAGUACUUUCUGGCCGGGGCGGAUCAUGGGGAUUGGUAUGGGGUGAGGGAGAGAGGGGGACCUAGGCCGCAUGGGCAUAGCGCUGUGGAGGAGAAGGAGGAGGAGGAACAAGAGAAGCAUUGGUUGGACGUGGUGUGUGAGGAGGCCAAGAAGCGCGACAUCAAUGUUGUAGCAGGGACGGUCGUGGAGCUGGGUCAUGGCCAAGGGGAGCAUCAUGUGCUACACAGAAAUGAGGCGGGUGGUAGCAAUGGCAAGGGGCAAGGAGGCAAGGAGGAGAAGCUCUUCAAUACUGCUUACUUUGUCGGUCGAGAAGGGGAUGUGAGGGGAAAGUAUACGAAAAGAAACCUCUGGCACCCCGAACGUGCGCCCUUGACUCCCGGCCACUCGUCCACGCACCCACACCCAGACACGUUCACUUUCACCACCCGUCGACGCCCGCAGCACCCCAUUACCACAGGUCUAAGGAUUUGCUGGGAUCUGGCAUUCCCUUCUUCCUUCCGCGAGCUCGCCGAUGCCUCACCCCCUGCGGAUAUCAUAAUAGCCCCAACAUGCUGGUACGCGACUGAUUCGGGGACUGCAGGGCUGGGCUGGGGCAACCCAUUCGAGGGGGAGGGGACAAUCCUCGAUGCCUUGGUGACCGCCCGAAGCUUGGAGGCAGAAUGUCCCGUGGUUAUGGCGAACGUUGCUGGGCCAGGCUGGCCGGAGGGCUUCAGGAAGGACUGGGCAAAGUUGGACGAGAUAGCGGAGCGGGAGGAAUGGGGGCCUGACGACGUUCAUCGACAGCGUAUUGGUCUCAUCGAUCUACAUAUUGAGAGGCCAGGCCUGGCCGUAGGCUUGGGAAGAUCCGCCAUCGUGAGCCCCUUCAGUGGCGUCAUUGCACGACUCGAGGACGAAGCGGAGGGCCUUUUACUGGGGAGUGUGGAUUUGAGGAUCGUCGACGACAUCAGGAAGACGUAUCAGAUUCGUAAAGACCUCGCGGCGGCUGCGGCGGCCGAGGAGGAUGAUGAGGAGGGACGGAAACGCAAGAAGGCGACGUGAUGCGGCAGGACACAAAGAAUUGAUGUCACUCAUUUUCAGCCUCACAAGUGCGUACGAAGGGAGAAGGCCUGUGAAGACCGUGCAUCGACACGAGAGAAUGUGGAGUUGCAAGUAGCCGGUCGACUUGCGCCUGUCCACGCUCUGUUGUCCAGCCUUACCCUCCUCUACAACCCUUCCGCAGCCAUUGCCUUCCUAUCCUCUCUUUGCAGCCUCCUUCCUCUCCUGAAUCCACUUCUCAAUUUCCGCCUUCAACUCCUCGUCCACCUUGACCUGAUCCAGCUUGAGCGGCGCUCUAUUAAAAGGAUCACUAGCAUCGCUCAACAGAUGCGCCUUGAUCGUACUGAGGUCCAGAACGGCACCUGACGUAGGCAAGCGUACGGGAUUGCGCAUAACGGUAGCCAUGAGCGGAUCAGCGUACUCAUCUGGAAUCUCUCCCAGAUCCUCG